This is a messenger RNA of Neopelma chrysocephalum (saffron-crested tyrant-manakin), 11150 nucleotides long. It is a transcript of the gene CACNA1B, whose product is annotated as calcium voltage-gated channel subunit alpha1 B. Gene Ontology annotation, molecular function: high voltage-gated calcium channel activity; calcium ion binding. NCBI's taxonomy places the organism in Eukaryota, Metazoa, Chordata, Aves, Passeriformes, Pipridae. Bases 385 to 7488 code for a protein of 2367 amino acids. The record is from RefSeq and is a predicted model, not a curated record. Gene Ontology annotation, biological process: calcium ion import across plasma membrane; chemical synaptic transmission. The transcript is spliced from 50 exons. Gene Ontology annotation, cellular component: neuronal cell body; membrane; voltage-gated calcium channel complex.
CAGCGCAGAGCCCCUUCCCAGCCCAGCCAAGGGACCGCGACCACCGCGGCCGCCCCCCCCCCGCCGCCCCGGCCAUGAGGUCGGGCCGGAGAGACGGCACCUGUGCGGGGAGGUGAGCGGAGCCCCGGCGCCUUCCUCCUACCCCCGAGCAGCCACCGCGGCGGGGGAAGCGCAGGGGGUGGAGGAAGGGAAAAGGAUUUUUAUUUUUAUUUUAUUUUAUUUUAUUUUAUUUUUUUUGUAAUACAUCAACAUAUUUUUGCUGCGAUCAAUCCCGAUCCCGCGACUGAAGCCCCCGGAGGGAGAAGUGCUGCGCGCUGUGAUGCGUCUUCCUCUCGCCUCGGCUGCCAGUUUGGAUUGUAGCGCCCGGCUCCGUGCACUGCGAGGAUGGCUCGGUUUGGGGAUGAUCUGCCGACCCGCUAUGGAGGUGGAGGGCCGGCCGGGGCUGGAAGAGGGAGCAGCCGGCAAGGUGGCCCCCAAGCCGGCCAAAGGAUGUAUAAGCAGUCGAUGGCUCAGAGGGCCAGGACUAUGGCUCUCUACAACCCCAUCCCUGUCAAACAGAACUGCUUCACAGUCAACAGAUCCCUCUUCAUCUUCAGUGAAGAUAAUGUUAUACGGAAAUACGCCAAGCGAAUAACAGAAUGGCCUCCAUUUGAAUACAUGAUUUUAGCUACAAUCAUAGCCAAUUGUAUCGUGUUGGCUCUGGAACAACAUUUGCCGGAUGGAGACAAGACGCCGAUGUCGGAGAGAUUGGACGACACUGAGCCCUACUUUAUUGGAAUAUUUUGUUUUGAGGCUGGGAUAAAAAUCAUCGCUCUGGGGUUUGUUUUUCACAAAGGCUCUUACCUGCGGAACGGCUGGAACGUGAUGGAUUUUGUCGUGGUCCUCACAGGGAUUCUGGCGACUGCUGGCACUGAUUUUGACCUGAGGACGCUGCGAGCUGUGCGAGUGCUGCGACCCCUGAAACUGGUGUCGGGAAUCCCGAGCCUGCAGGUCGUGCUCAAGUCCAUCAUGAAGGCCAUGGUGCCCCUGCUGCAGAUCGGGCUGCUCCUCUUCUUCGCCAUCGUGAUGUUUGCCAUCAUCGGGCUGGAGUUCUACAUGGGCAAGUUCCACAAAACCUGCUUCUCCAACGAGACAGGUGAUGAGGUGGGAGAUUUCCCUUGUGGAGAGGAGCCUCCUGCCAGGCAGUGUGAGAGCGGGACCACCUGCAGGGAGUACUGGCAAGGGCCCAACUACGGCAUCACCAACUUUGACAACAUCCUCUUCGCUGUGCUCACCGUCUUCCAGUGCAUCACCAUGGAGGGAUGGACAGACAUCCUCUACAAUACAAACGACGCUGCAGGAAAUACCUGGAAUUGGCUUUACUUCAUCCCUCUCAUCAUCAUUGGCUCUUUCUUCAUGCUCAACUUGGUGCUGGGCGUCUUAUCAGGUGAAUUUGCCAAAGAGCGGGAGCGGGUGGAGAACCGCCGAGCUUUCCUGAAGCUCCGCCGGCAGCAGCAGAUCGAGCGGGAGCUCAACGGGUACCUGGAGUGGAUCUUCAAAGCAGAGGAGGUCAUGCUGGCAGAGGAAGACAAGAACGCAGAAGAGAAAUCUCCUCUGGACGGGAGGGCCGCCUCGGAAGGGCCGAUCCACCAAGGCACGGCACCGGCAGAGACUAGCAGCGGCAGCAGCUACAACAUGUUGAAAAGAGCCGCAAUAAAGAAGAGCAAAAACGACCUGAUUCAUGCAGAAGAAGGUGAGGACCAUUUCACAGACAUUUGCUCCGUUGGGUCUCCUUUUGCCCGCGCCAGUUUGAAGAGCGGGAAGAACGAGAGCUCGUCCUACUUCAGGAGGAAAGAGAAGAUGUUCCGGUUCUUCAUCCGGCGCAUGGUGAAGGCUCAGAGCUUCUACUGGAUUGUCCUGUGUGUGGUGGCUCUCAACACCCUCUGUGUGGCCAUGGUGCACUAUGACCAGCCGGAGAAGCUCACCACUGCCCUCUAUUUCGCAGAAUUUGUUUUCCUGGGGCUGUUCCUCACUGAGAUGUCUUUGAAGAUGUAUGGACUGGGGCCAAGGAACUACUUCCACUCUUCAUUCAACUGCUUUGACUUUGGGGUCAUCGUGGGAAGUAUAUUUGAAGUUAUUUGGGCUGCAGUGAAACCAGGAACCUCAUUUGGCAUCAGUGUAUUGAGGGCACUUCGACUGCUGAGGAUUUUCAAAGUAACAAAGUACUGGAAUUCCCUGAGGAAUCUGGUGGUCUCCUUGCUGAACUCCAUGAAGUCCAUCAUCAGUUUGCUUUUCCUGCUGUUCCUGUUUAUCGUGGUGUUUGCUUUGCUGGGGAUGCAGCUCUUUGGAGGACAGUUCAAUUUCCAAGACGAAACUCCGACCACGAAUUUCGACACCUUCCCCGCUGCCAUCCUCACGGUGUUCCAGAUCCUGACGGGGGAGGACUGGAAUGCCGUGAUGUACCACGGGAUCGAGUCGCAGGGUGGGGUCCGCUCGGGGAUGUUCUCCUCCAUCUACUUCAUUGUCCUGACGCUGUUUGGGAACUACACCCUCCUGAACGUCUUCCUGGCCAUCGCUGUGGACAACCUGGCAAACGCCCAGGAGCUGACCAAGGACGAGGAGGAGAUGGAGGAAGCCACCAACCAGAAGCUGGCCCUGCAGAAGGCCAAGGAAGUGGCCGAAGUGAGCCCCAUGUCUGCAGCCAACAUUUCCAUAGCAGCUUUUGUAAAGCAAACUCGAGGUACUGUAUCUCGCAGCUCGUCAGUCUCCAGCGUAAAUUCACCCAAGCAGCAGAACUCCUCCAAAUCCAAGUCGGUCUGGGAGCAGAGGACCAGCCAGAUCCGGAUGCACAACUUCCGAGCCAGCUGCGAGGCCCUGUACAACGAGCUGGACCCCGAGGAGCGGGUCCGUUACGCCACCACCCUGCACAUCAGGCCGGACAUGAAGACCCACCUGGACCGGCCGCUGGUGGUGGAGCCCCGGAGCGAAGGCAGGAACAACAUCAACAAGCUGAGCCCCGGGGACGUGCAGGAGGUGCAGGAGCACCCCAAGGGCAGCUCUGCUGACGGGGCAGAAGCUCCACGGAAGCACCACCGGCACCGGGAUAAGGAGAAACAGGCGGAGCAGGAGAAGGGCGACGCGCCCAAGGAGGAGAGCGCGGAGACCGCGGCCGCCAACAAGGAGGAGCGGCACCGGCAGCACCGGAGCCGCAGCAAGGAGGUGGAAGGGGGGAGCAAGGAAGGGAAGAGCGAGCGGAACAGGGGGCAGGAAGGGGGGAAGAGGCACCACCGGCGGGGCUCGGUGGAGGAGUCGGGGGAGAAGGAGCACCGCAGGCACCGCACACACCGACACUCCACCGAGCGCCAGGGCAAGGACGGCAACGGCACCGCCAACGGCGCCCGCGGCGAGCGGCGCUCCCGGCACCGCGGAGGGUCCCGCUCCGGCAACAGGGAUGGGGAGCCCAAGGGGGAGAACGGGGAGGAGCCCCACAGGCGGCACAGGCUCAGGAACAGGGCCCUGUCCACGUACGAGUCGGUGGAGAAGGAGAACGGGGAGAAGGAGGCGGAGGCUGGAGAGAAGGAGCACCGGAACCACCAGCCCAAGGAGAACCAGUGUGAGCUGGAGGCCAGUGGCAGUGUGAGUGUCCCCGUGCACACCCUGCCCAGCACGUACCUGCAGAAGGUGCCCGAGCAGCCUGAGGACGCCGACAACCAGAAGAACGUGACGAGGAUGAUCCAACCCCCCCUGGACAAAACCACCACUGUGAACAUCCCCGUCACCAUCACGGCCCCCCCGGGGGAGACCACUGUCAUACCAAUGAACAACGUGGAGUUUGAAAGCAAAACAGAGGAGAAGAAAGAUGUUGAUGACCUGACGAAAAAUGGGCCUAAACCAAUCCUGCCUUACAGCUCCAUGUUCAUCCUGAGCCCCACAAACCCGAUUCGGCGGCUCUUCCACUACAUCGUCAACCUGCGCUACUUCGAGAUGGUCAUCCUGAUAGUCAUCGCCCUCAGCAGCAUUGCCCUGGCUGCAGAAGACCCUGUCCAAGCUGAGUCACCCAGGAAUGAUGCUCUGAAAUACUUGGAUUAUAUAUUUACAGGUGUCUUUACCUUUGAGAUGGUGAUCAAGAUGAUUGACCUGGGGCUGUUACUCCACCCUGGCUCCUACUUCCGUGACCUGUGGAACAUCCUGGACUUCAUUGUGGUCAGUGGGGCCUUGGUGGCCUUUGCCUUCUCGAGUUUCAUGGGAGGAACCAAAGGCAAGGACAUCAACACCAUCAAGUCCCUGCGAGUCCUGCGGGUCCUCAGACCUCUGAAAACCAUCAAGCGGCUGCCAAAGCUAAAGGCUGUCUUUGACUGUGUGGUGAACUCCCUGAAGAACGUCCUCAACAUCCUCAUCGUUUACAUGCUCUUCAUGUUCAUUUUUGCCGUCAUUGCCGUGCAGCUCUUCAAGGGCAGAUUCUUCUACUGCACUGACGAGUCCAAGGAGCUGGAGAAGGACUGCAGGGGUCAGUACCUCGAUUAUGAAAAGAAUGAGGUGGAGGCCCAGCCCAGGGAAUGGAAAAAAUACGAGUUCCACUAUGACAACGUGCUCUGGGCUCUGCUCACGCUCUUCACCGUGUCCACGGGGGAAGGGUGGCCGACCGUGUUGAAGCACUCGGUGGAUGCCACCUACGAGGAGCAGGGUCCCAGCCCUGGCUACAGGAUGGAAAUGUCCAUCUUUUACGUGGUGUAUUUUGUUGUCUUCCCUUUUUUCUUUGUGAACAUCUUUGUGGCUUUGAUCAUCAUCACCUUCCAAGAGCAAGGAGAUAAAGUGAUGUCAGAGUGCAGCCUCGAGAAAAACGAGAGGGCCUGCAUAGACUUUGCCAUAAGUGCCAAGCCCCUGACCCGGUACAUGCCCCAGAACAAGCAAUCCUUCCAGUACAAGAUGUGGAAAUUCGUGGUGUCCCCUCCCUUCGAGUAUUUUAUCAUGGUCAUGAUCGCCCUCAACACCAUCGUCCUCAUGAUGAAGUUCUAUGAUGCUCCAGAAGCAUAUGAAGAAAUGCUGAAAUGCCUGAAUAUUGUGUUUACAUCCAUGUUUUCAAUGGAAUGUGUGCUGAAGAUCAUUGCCUUUGGUGUGCUGAAUUAUUUCCGAGAUGCCUGGAAUGUCUUUGAUUUUGUCACAGUGUUGGGAAGUAUUACUGAUAUUUUAGUAACCGAGAUCGCGGACACGGACAACUUCAUCAACCUCAGCUUCCUGAGGCUCUUCAGGGCAGCCCGACUCAUCAAACUCCUCCGCCAGGGCUACACCAUCCGAAUCCUGCUCUGGACAUUCGUGCAGUCCUUUAAGGCCUUGCCUUAUGUGUGUCUCCUCAUUGCAAUGCUCUUCUUCAUCUAUGCCAUUAUUGGCAUGCAGGUAUUUGGGAACAUUGCAUUAGAUGACGAAACCUCCAUUAAUCGGCACAACAACUUCCGGACCUUCCUCCAAGCCCUGAUGCUUCUAUUCAGGAGUGCCACGGGGGAAGCCUGGCAUGAGAUCAUGUUGUCCUGCUUGAGCAACAGAGCCUGUGACCCCCUCUCUGGCCUCACCAAGAAGGAAUGUGGCAGUGAUUUUGCCUAUUUCUACUUCGUGUCCUUCAUCUUCCUCUGCUCCUUCCUGAUGUUGAACCUGUUUGUGGCUGUGAUCAUGGACAACUUUGAAUACCUGACAAGGGACUCCUCCAUCCUGGGGCCUCACCACUUGGAUGAGUUUGUCCGUGUGUGGGCCGAGUACGACCCCGCUGCCUGCGGUCGCAUCAGUUACACAGACAUGUAUGAGAUGCUGAGACACAUGUCCCCACCUCUAGGCCUUGGAAAGAAAUGCCCUGCUCGUGUUGCCUAUAAGCGCCUGGUGAGGAUGAACAUGCCCAUCUCCCCCGAGGACCUGACCGUGCACUUCACAUCCACGCUGAUGGCCCUGAUCAGGACUGCCCUGGAGAUCAAACUGGCCUCAGGUGGAGUUAAACAGCACCAGUGUGAUGCUGAGCUGAGAAAGGAGAUCUCCCUGGUUUGGCCCAACCUGUCCCAGAAGACUCUGGAUUUGCUGGUGCCUCCUCACAAACCUGAUGAAAUGACUGUGGGGAAGGUCUACGCAGCACUGAUGAUAUUUGACUUCUACAAGCAGAAUAAGAACAGCAGGGAACAAGUCCAACCCCCCGGAGGCCUCUGCCAGCCUGGCCCAGUGUCCCUGUUCCACCCCUUGAAGGCCACCCUGGAGCAGACCCAGCCCACAGCGUUCAACAACGCCAAGGCUUUCCUGCGCCAGAAGAGCUCGGCCUCCCUCAACAACGGGGGUGCUCUCCCAGCCCCAGAGGGUGGGAUCAAAGAGUCCAGCUCCUGGGGGACCCAGCGCACCCAGGACGUGUUUUAUGAGACCAGGACCCCAGCUUUUGAGCGAGGCCACUCCGAGGAGAUCCCCAUCGAACGGGUGGUAGAAAUGAGGGAAAUCAGCCCCACAGUUGCCAAUGGAGAGCCCCAGCCAGGCCUGGAGAGCCAGGGCCGGGCGGCCUCCAUGCCACGCCUGGCUGCCGAAACCAAGCCCAUCCCGGACACGAGUCCCAUGAAACGCUCCGUGUCCACGCUGACCCCGCAGCGCCCUCAUGCCAUGCACCUCUACGAGUACUCCCUGGAGAGGAUGCCCCCGGAGCAGGGGCACCACCACCACCACCACCGCUGCCACCGGAGGAAAGAGAAGAAGCAGAAGUCCCUGGACAGGGCCGCCCAUCACUUGGCCGAUGGACAGGCUGUAGCCCAGGCUGGUGAGUCUUCUGCCAAGGACAAGAAGGAGCGUGGGCGGUCCCAGGAGAGGAAGCAGCACUCCUCCUCCUCCUCCGAGAAGCAGCGCUUCUACUCCUGCGACCGCUACGGCAGCCGGGAGCGCUCCCAGCCCAAGUCUGCAGAGCAGAGCAGGCCCACCUCCCCCAACGGGGGGCCAGAGCAAGGCCCACACAGACAGGGCAGUGGUUCAGUUAAUGGGAGCCCCUUGCUGUCGACAUCUGGUGCUAGUACCCCAUGCCGGGGUCGGAGGCAGCUCCCACAGACUCCACUGACCCCACGCCCCAGCAUCACUUACAAGACCGCUAACUCCUCGCCCGUGCACUUCACCAGUAUCCAACCCGGCCUCCCCACCUUCUCCCCGGGACGCCUGAGCCGCGGUCUGUCGGAGCACAACGCGCUGCUCCGCGGGGAGCACCAGCCGCCCCCGCCGCCCGUGGCCCGCACCGGCUCCGACCCCUACCUGGGGCCCCGCGACGACGCCGACAGCCCCUCGCGCGCCGCGCCCGAGGACACGCUCACCUUCGAGGAGGCCGUGGCCACCAACUCGGGGCGCUCCUCAAGGACUUCCUACGUCUCCUCCCUGACCUCCCAGUCGCACCAAAUCCGCCGCGUGCCCAACGGCUACCACUACACGCUGGGGCUCAACACGGGCCCCGGCGCCGGCGCCAGAGGACGUAGCUACUACCACGAAGCCGACGAGGACGACUGGUGCUAGCGGCCUGGCAGAGCCCUCUGCAGCGCGCGGGUUUAAUUAUGAUGAGUUUUAUCAUCUGGAAGGCCGGCGGGGCAGCCCCUGCCACGAGAACUGCUCUGCGCCCCCGGGGCCGGAGACGCUCCUGCAGCCUCUCUCCUCUCUUUGUUCUUUAUUUAUUUUUUUUUCUUUUUUUAAUUUAUUUUUUAUUUUUUUUUGCACUAGACAAAUGGAGGAAGAAGGCUCCCUCCUUUGGGGGAAGGCAGCACAUCUCUCUGUCCCCCCCUGGCCCGCCUCCCCACUGCCCUGUCCAGUCACAGACACGCACCAGAUGCCAAACUGGCGACAGAGGCGAGAAGCCGAGAGAAGAGGGAUCCUCACCUUCAGUGGUGGAAGAGCAGACUGUCCAUCCUUCCUGAGAUCGGCGCAGUUUUUGUUGGGCUAUUUCUCAGUUAAUUUAUCAGCAUCAUUUUUUCCCCUCCCCUGUCAGGGUGGGAGUCGGGGGUCGCAGAGGACACACGGGGACAAGGAUCACGCCCGCGCUCGGCCCCGUCGGCCGCUCCGAAGGGAGAGAUGUACCCGAGCAACUGGGAGAGGAGAAACACAGCCCGGAACAAAGGACAGUCCAUUGGGACUUGAUGUUCAGCCACAGGAAUUCCUUUUUGGCAGAGCUGGUGCCACCCCCCCCAGAGGUGACCCCGGCAGCCGGGGCCCUGCUGUGACAGCGCUGCCCUGGGGGUCCCUCUCACCCCACCCACCACAUCCGGUCCUUCACACUGACACACCAUAAAGCCACAAGAGAGCUACUUUGUAAGGACUGUUUUCCUUGCUGCUGAGACUUUCCAUUCCGCCCCUCUCUGCAACACGCCCCUCACUGUUUUGUCUUGUUUACAAUAUAAGCUUGAUUUAGCAAAAAAAAAAAACAAAAAAAAAAAAAAAAAAAAACCACAACUAAAAAAAGAAAAACCUGAAGGGAAAAAAAGGAGAAAAAAAAAAAAAAAAGAGGAAAAAGCGUAGGGGUGAGAAGAAGAAAUGUUAUUGGUUUUAUAUCAAGCUAUUAGAUAGAACUUUAACUUUUCAUUGUGUGCAUUUUUGUAAAUUGUACAGUAAAAAAAAAAGAAAAAAAAAGAGAAAAAAAAUUUACUCUUUAUGUAGAGAAUUAGUCCAAUUGUCAUUCCAGGUCCCACCGUUUCUACCGAAUGCUCCAGUUGUUCACUACUAAGUGCCUAACCUUUGAAAUCUUUCACAGUGACGAUGCAACCUCUUUGCUUCGAUGCAUCAGACCUUGGGCGAGCGUGGGGAGGGCAGGAGGGGCAGGAGGGAGGGCAGAGCCCGGAGAGCCCCUCACCCUGGAGGGUCCACAGGGCUCCCACCGCCCCAACAGUGCACUCGAGUGCCAGGUUGGAAGCUUCCAGCGGGGAAGGCAAACACGCUUUGGGGUCGGUUUGGGUUUUGUUGGCCUUUUUUUUAAAUUUAUUAUUUGAUUUGAUUUGAUUUGGUUUUAUCGGUGGGAGGGGAGUGAUUGCAGCAAACAAACCCGGCCUUUUCGCAUUGACUAGUGCUGAGGGAGGGAUGCAGGUGGAAAAGUCCAGCAUCUGCAGGGAUGCUCUUGCAGGAGGGGCAGCGUCUCACCCGGACUGUGAGAGCUCUGGCCGUGCUCCUUGGGGCAUCAUCUGUGUGGAGGGCAGUUGGAGUGAGCCUUGGAUUUAUUACCUGUUAAGAGAAGGUCAAAAUAAUAAUAAUAAUAAUAAUACUAAUAAUAAUCAAAACCUCUAACUCUGAUUCUCAGGGAUGAGAUUUCUGUGUUCUUGCAACAACUCUUGCGUUGGAUGAUUUCUUUCUUCUGUGGCCCUGUGGAUUUCUGCACUGUGAGCCUGGCAAAGGGGCAAACACACUGUGCUGGCGGGGAGGGAGGCUGGAAGCAAAGCUUGGGCAGGACCUCCCAUCCCUGGCUCUGCUGAGCCGUUGUAGGGCUGGUUUGGGGCUCAGGGUGGCCAGAGGACACAAGGAAUAAAGGUGGAAGGAAGAAGGGUGGGAGGUGCCAGACGAGCACAUCCCUAAAAACCUUGUUAGGAAGGAGGAGAAGGUUCCACAGAGGAAUUGUUUCAGAGGAUCUCCCAAGCCCCAGAACUGUGAAGCUUCUCCAGAUGAAGCAGUUGCUUAGGACAGGGAGAGAUCCCGCUGGAUCCCGGUGAUCCCGUUUGGCACUGGGGAGGUUGGAGGGUAUUGGAUGCUACCAAAACGCUCAGGAGGUCUCUCGUGCUCUCAGCAAAAGCCUUUCAGCCUCAGGCAGGGAGCAGUUUGCUGUAGGGUGGUUCUUCACAUCUCCUGUAGCUCUUCUGUUGAGGAAAUUCAACCUGUUUUGGGGUUUUUCUUUUCCGUUUCCUUCCGUGUUGUUUUUUUUUCCUUUCGUUCCGUUAAUAACAACCUCUGGCCGAUCUCAUCCCUGGAUUCUGCUGAAGGAGAACUCCUGUCUGUAUCUCUGUCUCUGUAUUUUCCUGUGCACUUCCAAUCACGGCAGCGUGGCAGCCGGAGCUCCCCGUGGGCCGGGCUGGGAUUCCCAAAAGGAGGGCUAUGCAACAAGAUGACACGUUCGGACACACAUCCAAACCACCAACAGUCAGAAAGACCUUCCAUCCAUCCCGUAGCUUUAUCUGCUGGAUUUUCCUGUUUCAGGCUUCAGCAUGAUUGUGACCAAAUGUUUGAUACGUUUAUUUUUUUUUUUUCCUCCCUUAAACGAAGGCACAAACACUUUAUUUGAGAGUUUUCAAGAAAACGUUCCUCUUUUACUCCAGGAGGUUGAAGGGGAGGGGAAACACAAAAUCUCUCUGCCCGUGCAUGCAAACGUUGUAAAAAAAAAUGGGAAGCAAAAGAGAUGUCUUUCUGUACGGAAUAAUUCUGUCUUUUCCCCCUUCCUGUCCCAUUUUAGACCCCCCAAACCCCCAGCCCUGCACUAAAACAUGGCCUUGGGUCACCCCCAAUUCUUAGGCAGAACAUGAAGAAGAAUUUUAAGUUGUCUAAGUCCUCCACCCACCUUGCAGGGGUCGCUGACAGUGACAGCCAAGCCUGACCACAACUGUUCAUAACCCCCCCCGACCUUUUUUUACAGCCUCUCUGCUGUUUCUUCAACGCAUCCAUAAUAUUUCCAAGAUUCCUCAUAGUGAGUUGCCAAACUUGAAUUGCACCGAUCAGUUUUCUGCAUCCAGAACCAGUCUCGUAGUGGCUGUACUUUGAAUUAAGUAAUGUUUGCAUGUAAAAUAUAUACAUAUAUACAUAUAUAUAAAAGGAAACGAGAAAAAAAAAAGUAUGUGCAUGGAAAAAAAAUGUUUAUCUUCGUACUUUUUUGAUACAAUGUAUUCAUCAGUUGUUAAUUUUUAAUUAUAUUUGAUAUAAAUUGGGGGUUUGUUGCAAAAACUUUAUAUUUAAAAAAAACAGUGUUAAAAAUGAUCGAAGUUCCGACCAUGCAACACGAGCGGAACUUUACCCAAAAAAAUAAAAAGGAGGGAACAAAAAAAAAAACGCAAGGAGAAAAAAAAAAAAAAGGUUCUGUGAUUGCCUAGUUUGCUGCCUGAGUAAUAUUUAUCAGCCAAACUUUGAAUUCUGCAGUUGUUUCUACAAUUAACAUUUUGUAUGAAGCAAAGUCCUUGAAUUAAAAAUAAAAACUUAGCAAAAAAAAAAAAAAAAAA